AUGAAGGUAUUCCUGGUGACCCUGUGUCUCGUCUUCGUCAACCAAGCCUUUGGCGACACUGAUGUUUCAGACGCUUUUUUGGAACAAGAAUUUAAGAAGGAGGACAAGGACAACAGCGGCGGUCUUUCGCUAGACGAAGUUAAGGCAGCGACGGUUGAAGAUUCCAAUGGUCAGGCCAUUCCACCAGACGUUUUGAAGGCUAUAGAAGCUGGCUUCAAAGAAGACGACACAAACCAUGAUGGAGUUCUCUCAUUUGCAGAAGUAAAAGCAAAGGUUGAAAAGAACAAGAAGAUGGCUGAAGCAGCUCCAGAUUCUUAA
This is a messenger RNA of Enterobius vermicularis (human pinworm), 318 nucleotides long. The record is from the annotation of a GenBank genome assembly. NCBI's taxonomy places the organism in Eukaryota, Metazoa, Nematoda, Chromadorea, Rhabditida, Oxyuridae.